GGCUGCGGCGGCGCCGGCUCCCGCGCAGAGCAGGCGGCAGCGGAGGCAGCGGACGGAGCAGACGGAGCAGACCCAGGACCGAGCUCGGCACCAUGAACCCCGUCCUCAGUAUCACUCUCCUGCUGACAGGGUUGCAGGUGGCCAGCCCACAGAAGGUGACCAGCCUGACGGCCUGCCUGGAGGACCAGAGCCUGCGCCUGGACUGCCGCCAUGAGAACACCACGACCCUGCCCAUCCAGUUCCAGUUCAGCCUGACCCGGGACGCCAAGAAGCACGUGCUGCUGGGCACCAUCGGCGUCCCCGAGCACACGUACCGCUCGCGCACCAACCUCACCUACAGGAACACCCUCAAGGUCCUCUACCUGUCCGGCUUCAGCUCCCGGGACGAGGGGCUGUACGCCUGCGAGCUGCACCUGCCCGGCCAGCUGCACGUGUCCCAGAAGAACAUCUCUGUGCUCAGAGACAAGCUGGUCAAGUGCAGGGGCGCCUGCCUGCUGGCCCAGGAUGCCUCGUGGCUGCUGCUGCUGCUGCUCUCCCUGCCUCUCCUGCAGGCCAUGGAUUUCGUCUCCCUGUGACCUGUGACCUGUGACCUGUGACCGGCUGGGCCACAGAGACGCAGGAAACCACAGGCCCUGUCCGGUCAGCUUGCCCCUCCCCCAUUCCCUUAGACACCUGCGGGGGAUGGGGACCUCACCCUCAUAAGGAGUCCUGUGCUGCAUGCCAUCAUCGACCCACUCCCCACCCCCGCGCCUCCCACCUCCACACACCACUGGCUUCUCCUUCUUGCUCCAGAGCUGCUGCUGCUUCUGUAGUCCAUUCAGGGUUUUCCUGCCUUUUCUUGGGGAGUUUGUGUAAAGGACAGCCAGGCUGGGGCCUGAUGGAGAGUGAGGACGGGGAGGGGCUGUGGGGCGGAAGGGUGCCUGUGGGAGGGAGGUGUGCUUGGUGCAGAGCCUCGCAGCCCGCCCAGACUAGGGAGCUGCGGCCUGUGUCGGUAUGUGAGGGGAGAGCUGGGGCGCCUCCCCCAGCCUGAAGCCGGCCUCUUCCCACAGCGGGCCUCCCUGGGGCCGCGCCCAGGGGCGGGAGGGGUGCAGGAGGGCCCUCCUCUCCCUCCCUCAGGACGCUGGAAGGGGCCUGCUGCUCCCCCGCAGCUGAGCAGGUGUCUGUCCCAGCCCUGAGCAUCCCAGACGCCGACCCGGAGGCGGUGAGGGGCCAGGGCGCCCAGAGCCACGGGGUUUGGCCCCAGUGUUUCCUCCACCAUCGCAGCCCCCGCCGGUGCCGGAGCCUGACCCCUGCCCACAGCCUGCUCCUGGGGCCCUGGCAGCUCUGCCUCGCCCUGUGACACGCAUUGUGCCCCGCUACGGCUUCCCCGUGAGGAGGGAGGAGGUCACAAUAAACCGGCCUCUGGAACCUGUGGUCCCGGCUCCGCUCCUUCCACCACGGCCCGCCUGGCCGG
This is a messenger RNA of Pipistrellus kuhlii (Kuhl's pipistrelle), 1453 nucleotides long. It is a transcript of the gene THY1, whose product is annotated as Thy-1 cell surface antigen. Lineage: Eukaryota; Metazoa; Chordata; Mammalia; Chiroptera; Vespertilionidae. The transcript has 4 exons. Bases 93 to 575 code for a protein of 160 amino acids. The record is from RefSeq and is a predicted model, not a curated record.